AGGGGCGUGGCGCCGGCGACCCGGAGCAUGCGCGAGCGCAGCGGCGCUGAUGGCGGAAAUGGACCUGGUAGCCGAGUUUCCUCAGCCUGCCGGUGCCGCGCGCUGGGCUGAGGUUAUGGCUUGCUUCGCGGCCAAGCUGGGCACGCAGGGCCGGCGGGUGGUGUUGGUCACGUCAGGCGGCACCAAAGUCCCACUGGAAGCGCGGCCAGUGCGCUUCCUGGACAACUUCAGCAGCGGGCGGCGCGGCGCAACUUCAGCGGAGGCCUUUCUGGCAGCUGGCUAUGGGGUCCUGUUCUUGUACCGCGCUCGCUCCGCCUUUCCCUUUGCCCACCGAUUUCCACCCCAGACCUGGCUGUCGGCGCUGCGGCCUUCCGGCCCAGCCCAUGCGGGCUUGUUGAGCCUGGAGGCCGAGGAGAAUGCACUCCCGGGCUUCGCUGCGGCUCUGCGGAACUACCAGGAGGCUGUGGCUGCCGGCACUUUUCUGGCGGUAGAGUUCACCACUGUGGCGGACUAUUUACAUUUGUUGCAGGCUGCGGCCCAGGCGCUCAAUCCGCUAGGCUCUUCUGCGAUGUUUUACCUGGCUGCAGCCGUGUCAGAUUUCUAUGUUCCUGUCUCUGAAAUGCCUGAACACAAGAUCCAGUCAUCUGGGGGCCUAUUGCAGAUAACAAUGAAGAUGGUGCCAAAAAUGCUUUCUCCUUUGGUAAAAGAUUGGGCUCCCAAAGCAUUUAUAAUUUCCUUCAAGUUGGAGACGGACCCCUCCAUUGUAAUUAAUCGUGCUCGGAAUGCUUUGGAAGUUUAUCAACAUCAAGUGGUGGUGGCUAAUAUCCUUGAGUCAAGACAGUCAUUUGUGGUUAUUGUAACCAAAGACUCAGAAACCAAGUUAUUGCUAUCAGAAGAAGAAGUAGAAAAAGGCAUAGAGAUAGAAGAGAAGAUAGUGGAUAAUCUUCGGUCUCGACACACAGCUUUUAUAUGUGACAAAAACUGAAAUAAAGCCCUUGUAGGAUCAAAUGGUGAGAAAUAGAAUAAAUCCUUUGCUUUCAUAAGUACAGAAAUAAUUGAAGGAAAGGGAAAAAGUGAUGUGCAGGCAAAUAAAAUUUGGGAUUUGUCUUUUAAUGACCAAGACACCUGACACACUCACCUGAAUGUCAUCUUGAUUUUGAAAUUAAACCUAAAGCUGUUUCUCACCUUUAACAAAAGAACUUACUGGGAAUUAUAUAUUCCUCAAAAUCUACGUGGGGGCCUGAACAUCAGCCUUCUUCGUACUAUGAAAAGAGGAUUAUGGAUGCAUGAGUGAUCAUGCUUUGAAGAUCAAGUAUUCGUUGAGUGCCUACUGUGUGCCAGGUCCUAUGCUGAGCUAUAAGGAUUAAAACAAUGAACAAAUAUGUCUUGUUUGGGAAAUGGAUGUAUAAAAAAGUACAAUAAAGUGUAUGCCCAAAAGCUGAUACAAUGGAAAGGA
Messenger RNA from Nycticebus coucang (slow loris), 1456 nucleotides. RefSeq names its product phosphopantothenoylcysteine synthetase (gene PPCS). The transcript has 3 exons. Gene Ontology annotation, cellular component: nucleus; cytoplasm. Gene Ontology annotation, molecular function: phosphopantothenate--cysteine ligase activity. The record is from RefSeq and is a predicted model, not a curated record. The coding region runs from base 50 to 985 and encodes 311 amino acids. Gene Ontology annotation, biological process: coenzyme A biosynthetic process. Lineage: Eukaryota; Metazoa; Chordata; Mammalia; Primates; Lorisidae.